Molecule: messenger RNA, 393 nt
Organism: Paramuricea clavata
Lineage: Eukaryota; Metazoa; Cnidaria; Anthozoa; Malacalcyonacea; Plexauridae
Source: the annotation of a GenBank genome assembly
AUGCCAGCUGAAGAAGAAACAACAACUGUUACAGUGUCUGCCACCACACCAGAUUCGAUGGUUAAAGAACCAACAAAUGCUGAAACUGAAAAGUCACCCACGGCCGAACCUAUCGAAAAAACCACCGAAACAACAGAGAACGAAGAAACUCGUGAAGAAGCAAAGGAAAAUGAAGCCGAGCGAGAAGGAAGUAAAAGCAAGGAGGAUGAAAACAAGGAAAAUGUGCAACAAAACGAUUCAAAAGUUGAGAAAAAGGAAACUGACGCUGUCGAAACCAAAGGAAAAGCCGAAGCCGAUGGACAGACAGAAGGCAUUGUACUGAGGAAAAGACAAACCCCAGACAAGAAAGACAGCAAAGAUGAAGACGUUAGUCCACCAAAAAAAGUAAAAUAA